This is a messenger RNA of Andrographis paniculata, 1219 nucleotides long. Its product is annotated as isoaspartyl peptidase/L-asparaginase 1. Gene Ontology annotation, molecular function: hydrolase activity. The record is from RefSeq and is a predicted model, not a curated record. The transcript is spliced from 4 exons. Bases 100 to 1050 code for a protein of 316 amino acids. Lineage: Eukaryota; Viridiplantae; Streptophyta; Magnoliopsida; Lamiales; Acanthaceae.
AAGGGCGUCACGCACUGAGCCCUUCUUCACGUGCACUCCUCCGUGGAUCAUUCGUGGCGGCGGCGACGGCGGUAAACUCGUAGGUAGGUGUCGGCGGUUAUGGGUUGGGCAAUAGCACUGCACGGCGGCGCCGGUGACAUCCCACGGUCCAUGCCUUCGAAUCGCCUUGAGCCGCGUAAAGCCGCUCUGCACUACUGCCUCCAGAUCGGCGUCGAAGCUCUCAAGGCUGGUCGAUCGCCGUUGGACGUCGUUGAGCUUGUCGUCUGUGCACUUGAAGACAAUCCUAAUUUCAAUGCCGGAAAAGGAUCUGUGUUGACAGGGAAAGGAACAGUCGAAAUGGAAGCUUGUAUCAUGGAUGGAAACACGAAGAGCUGCGGAGCUGUCUCCGGCGUUAGUACAGUUAAAAACGCCAUAUCUCUGGCAAGGCUUGUUAUGGAAAAGACUCCUCAUAUCUAUCUUGGAUUCGAAGGAGCCGAGGAAUUUGCAAGGGAGCAAGGCAUUGAGGUUGUCGAUUCGAGCCAUUUCAUAACUCUGGAAAACAUCGAGAGAUUGAAACAAGCAAAGGAAGCUAACAGGGUUCAGAUUGAUUUUACGCAACCAAUCCAUCAAGAACUCAAAGACGGGCCAAAAGGGGAUCAAAUCGGGACCGUUGGAUGUGUCGCCGUAGAUGGCGAGGGAAAUCUAGCUGCUGCUACAUCUACCGGUGGAUUAGUAAACAAAAUGGUGGGGAGAAUCGGCGAUACACCUAUUAUUGGGGCAGGGACCUACGCGAACAAAUUGUGCGCGGUUUCUGCGACGGGGAAAGGCGAGGCUAUAAUUCGCGGGACUGUGGGGAGAGAAGUGGCUGCUCUUAUGGAGUACAAAGGGCUCUCUCUGAAUGAAGCGACGAGCUACGUCGUGAAGGAGUGCACGCCCAAAUUCACGACAGGGGUGAUCGCUGUGUCUGCGUCUGGAGAAGUUGCGAUGUCUUAUAACACGGUGGGCAUGUUCAGGGCUUGCGCCACGGAAGAUGGGUAUACUGAAGUUGGGAUAUGGGCGGGCGACGAGUAGGUACGGUAUCUCUAUCGAUGUAUUUUAUUCGGGUAAUUCUUGGAUGUGUUUGUGGCUUUUAGACUUGAAGAUUGUGUCUUUGUAGUAGGGAUUAUGUUUGGUUUCAAGUGUUGUUCUGUUUGAUGGUUUUGAAUUUGAUGAACUUAAAAUAAAUGGAUUUGAAAGGGAA